Molecule: messenger RNA, 891 nt
Organism: Mangifera indica (mango)
Lineage: Eukaryota; Viridiplantae; Streptophyta; Magnoliopsida; Sapindales; Anacardiaceae
Product: non-specific lipid transfer protein GPI-anchored 31
Exons: 3
Coding region: 117-647 (176 amino acids)
Biological process (GO): lipid transport
Molecular function (GO): lipid binding
Source: RefSeq, a predicted model, not a curated record
UUCCUUCCACCCACAAUCUAUUCUCAUUUAUUUCUUUAAAAUUUCUGUGGCAGUCCUACCAACAAGCUCAUUGACAGACACUCUCUCUCUCUCUCUUAAAUCAACAACCUCACACCAUGGCAUCCAAAUUUGCAUUCCUGUUGAUUCUCUCAAUUUACGUCGUUCAUCAGGGAGAUUGUGCCCAUCACGAUGCGGCCCCAGCACCGGCCGUCGACUGUAUGAGUCUGAUAUUAAACAUGGCAGAUUGUCUCUCAUUUGUUUCAGCGGGAAGUUCAGAGUCGAAACCGCCGGCGACAUGCUGUUCUGGACUUAAAACAGUGUUGAAGACUGAUGCAGAAUGCCUUUGUGAAGGGUUUAAGAACAGCGCCUCUUUUGGUGUUACUUUGAAUGUCACAAAGGCCCUCACUCUCCCUGCUGCUUGCAAACUGUCUGCCCCCCCGGCCACCAACUGUAAUUUGUCUCUUUCUCCUGCAGCUGCACCUGGUGAAUCUCCAAAUGGUGCAGCGGCUGCUUCACCCACAAUGAGUGUAGGAGAAAAUGAGCAAGCCCCGGCACCAUCUCCGGGAGUCUCAGCUUCUUCAAUGCUCUCCUUUUCAGUUGGAUGCCUGAGCACAGGCUUAAGUUUUGCGUUAUUCAGUAGUUUUUGAGGUUGACGGAAGAGAGAGAAAGAGGCAUCAUUACCGUUACUAUUAUCAUUAUCAUGUUACUCCACUAUUAUGACAUGUAGUAGUCUUUAUGUUGUCCGUAAUUUGCUAUUAUUUUGUUCCUUCAUCAUUUUGCUUUUGUUGUGUGGGUAAAGUAGAUAUGAAUCAUCUUGUCAUGCUUUCACUUGAAACUCUUUUUAUGUUUUGAUUCAAUUGUUAUAAAAUUUCCUAAACCUUUUAAUUAUAA